CGUAUAAAUGUCCAUUCAAGGUUUCCUUAGCACGGGAGACAGCGUUGUAUCAGGUAACAUGGGACUGAAGGAUCAGAGCAUGGCUUUGCGUUGGGUCCAUAAAAAUAUCAGAAGCUUUGGUGGUAACCCUAAGAACAUAACUAUUGCUGGUUAUAGUGCGGGUGCUGUCAGCGUACAUUAUCACUAUUUAUCGGCCCUGAGCGCUGGUCUUUUCCAA
Molecule: messenger RNA, 217 nt
Organism: Ceratina calcarata
Lineage: Eukaryota; Metazoa; Arthropoda; Insecta; Hymenoptera; Apidae
Product: venom carboxylesterase-6-like
Exons: 1
Source: RefSeq, a predicted model, not a curated record